AUGAGUUGGCAAUCAUAUGUCGAUAAAAACUUGGUUGGUACUGGUAGUAUAUCUCAGGCUGCAAUUCAUGGUCAUAAUAGCGCAUUGUGGGCGACUUCGCCUGGAUUUACUGUCAGUAGCGCUGAAUUCGAUGUUGUAUUCAAAGCCUUUAACGAUCCUAAGCAUAUCCAAGCCAAUGGACUCCAUGUAGAUGGUAAAAAAUACUUUACGUUACGUGCCGACGACAGAAGUAUUUAUGGAAAAGAGGGAGCGAAUGGUAUUGUCAUAGUAAAGACAAAACAAGCUGUAAUCUUUGGUAGAUACGUCGAAGGUACACAGCCUGGCACGGCUAACAAAAUUGUCGAGGCUUUGGGCGAUUACUUGAUCAAUCUAAAUUACUAA
Molecule: messenger RNA, 381 nt
Organism: Ambispora gerdemannii
Lineage: Eukaryota; Fungi; Glomeromycota; Glomeromycetes; Archaeosporales; Ambisporaceae
Source: the annotation of a GenBank genome assembly